UGUAUGGCAUAUGCUUGUUGGCAAGUCUGAGGAGAAGACGUGCGUUAGUAGUUUCGCGUGUUGUGUAGCGGCCGUUCUCGUACGGCGCCAGUGUUGUAUUGAUCGUAGCGCGACGUCGGUAGUCCUGCAAGUGCGAGCGGUGAGUCACGCUCAGUUGUUGUCGUUCGGUGGAAGGCGGUAGAUGGUUCGCAACUGCGCCGUUCCCAGGAUGGAGACGACGUUCUAUGAAGAGGCUGCGGCGUACCAGCAAAGGCUGGGCGAUGUCAACCACCUGAAACGUAGCCUGACACUCGACCUGAACAGCGUGCGGUCAGCAUCUAAUGCAAAGAGGCCACGGUUCAACGCGUCUGUGACGAACGGGAUGGUUGGUGGACCGCCAGUCCUGUCUUCGCCGGAUCUGAAUCUCCUGAAGAUCGGGUCUCCCGAGCUGGAGAAACUGAUCAUCGCGCAGAGCGGCCUGGUGACUACGGCGCCCACGCCAACCCCGUCCCAGAUUCUCUUCCCGCCAACGGUCACGGAGGAGCAGGAGAUGUAUGCGCGAGGUUUCGUCGACGCGCUGAACGAGUUGCACACCAGUGACUCGAGCCAAAUGAGCGCGGGUCUCGAUGUCCCUGUUACUUCGAGCAAUGGUGUUACUUACACUACGCUUGAAAGCCACGCGGGCGGCGGCGGAGGCCAUGUGAUUCAGCAGACGACGUUCCCUCGCCUGUCAUCGUAUGGUGUUGUUAUGUCACCUCCGGAAGUGGUGGUCAAGGACGAGCCACAGACUGUACCUAGCCUAGGCUCCUCCCCGCCUCUGUCGCCCAUCAACAUGGAAUGUCAAGAGAAGAUCAAGCUGGAGAGGAAGAGGCAACGUAAUAGGAUAGCUGCUUCAAAGUGUCGCCGAAGAAAACUCGAACGCAUCUCGAGGUUGGAAGAGAAAGUAAAGCAGCUGAAAGGAGAAAAUAGCGAGCUAGGCAGUGUCGUCCAUAAGUUGAAGGAGCAGGUGUGCCAUCUAAAAGAACAGGUUAUGGAUCACGUGCACAGCGGCUGCCAAAUAAUGGUAUCUUCGCAUUUCUGAACGACGCAUCCUCAAUAUUAUUUUUUGAGUCUGCACUUCGUCAUACGGGUCGACAGAAGAUACGGAUGACUACGCCCGUCGCUGUUUGACAAGCUGAUCCGACUUCCCACAGUCAGUGUGUCGUGCAAUUUGUUUACAUGUUGAGUGGGUGGGUUGCGCAUGCGUGUGACCGUGAGGGAGGUGGCUCGCAGUUUUAACGUGCGAAUGUGGGUGUAUGCGCUCGUGCGAGCGAUCGGCUGUGGGAUGGGUCGGCCAGCUGUUUGGCUGUGAGUGUGUAUGAGUGCGGCCAGCCUCGCUUGCGCAAGAGCAACGGGAAAUGCGUGGCCGAGCAGCAUCUGGGAGAAUGCGUUUAGUUUCUUCCAAGCCAGUGUAUACUCCGUGAGUGAGUAAUCAUAUAGUAUUAAUAAUGAACUGUGAAUAGACUAAGCUGUUUGUUUACAAAUAGUAAAUUCGGAGUUCAUAAGCAUUCCUAAUCUGUAAUGUAAAAUCGGGACGUUCAUUGCUUUGCGUAAGUAAAGUCCCGCUUUGAUACAGACACUUUAUUUCUCGAACCAAGGCAAGUUCUACAUCUAGUCACGACCGGUCAAGGUCAUGAAAGUUCUUUGUAUUAAGUGCUAGGUAAUGUGAUGUGAUUUUGUUUGUAUUCAGUGUGAAGGUAUGCUAAGCUUUGAUGCUACCAGAUAGUUUUUCAAAGUUUUCAAGAAGUCAUAUUUUGUAUCUUGUGAAUGUUUGCAAAUCUUGUGCCGACAUUAGCUUACUUAUGGUCGAGCUUCAUAUUUAGCUGAAGAGAUAUAAAUGAUAACUCAAUGUCUUUCCAAUAAUGCAACGUGCCUUUUUAGAAGUUUAUUUUGGAUCUGCUAUCUGAAUCCUCAUAUUCCCAAAGUGACCUGCAGCAAUUUAAGCUUUUGUAAAUACAAAGAUUUUUAAAUACCAUUUUUAUACUUCAUUUCAUCGAGCAAUAAGCAUAUGAUGAAAAUGUGUGACCGAAAUGUGAUGUUAAAGUGAAGAUAAUUAUUGUGAAAACCUUUUUUAUGAAUAAUUUUAUUUUUGACAAAAUAAAUUCAUAUGUAUAUA
Schistocerca americana (American grasshopper) is the source of this 2134-nucleotide messenger RNA. RefSeq names its product transcription factor AP-1 (gene Jra). Gene Ontology annotation, biological process: regulation of cell population proliferation; regulation of transcription by RNA polymerase II; regulation of cell cycle. The transcript has a single exon. Gene Ontology annotation, molecular function: transcription factor binding; DNA-binding transcription factor activity, RNA polymerase II-specific; RNA polymerase II cis-regulatory region sequence-specific DNA binding. Gene Ontology annotation, cellular component: transcription regulator complex. The record is from RefSeq and is a predicted model, not a curated record. The coding region runs from base 182 to 1060 and encodes 292 amino acids. NCBI's taxonomy places the organism in Eukaryota, Metazoa, Arthropoda, Insecta, Orthoptera, Acrididae.